Molecule: messenger RNA, 1528 nt
Organism: Mya arenaria
Lineage: Eukaryota; Metazoa; Mollusca; Bivalvia; Myida; Myidae
Exons: 2
Coding region: 134-985 (283 amino acids)
Biological process (GO): proteolysis
Molecular function (GO): cysteine-type endopeptidase activity
Source: RefSeq, a predicted model, not a curated record
UUUUUAACUGAAUACUUCCUUAUGCCUUUGUCCUAGAUGCAUUGAUGUGUUACGCUAUCAGCUUAUUUAUCUAAUCUUACAACUUCGUGAAACGAUUUUGGGAUUCUAAAAGUUGCAGGAAUUAUCAGUUGAAAUGGAAGAGUACAAAAGUCGAAAAAGAAUAUUUGUCCGCAUAUUUUCAAACCCCCAUCCAACAGAUGGAACAUCUGAAUAUUUUAAGUUGCCCGGUGAAGGUGAAGGUUUUGACAUAGAUGCUGAUCAAAUAAAGAAUCUGUUCAUGAAAAGGUAUACGUUGACCAAAAAAGAUGUCAAAAUACUCCUAAACUAUACACAAAAAGAGGUGCAGGAUACCUUGACGGAUUGGGGAAAACCUGGAGGUCCUGCAGAAUGGUACGAUUACUUCUUUUUCUUCUUUCUGGGAUAUGCGCAAGGCGGAGAAGACCCAAACAAUUUGCAGUUUUAUGAUGACUCUUUGUCACUGGAGAAAAUUCAUGACGCCAUUAAAACGCUAAAACCAUAUGCAGGAAAGCCAAAGAUAUUUAUCAUUCAAUCGGACAACUUGAAUCUUAUUCCGACAACAAAAGUGCUUAAAGGCCCAGAGGACAGGAAGGUUGAACCGAGAAAGAUUCCACAGGAUGCGGAUAGGUUGAUAAUACAUUCAGACAUUCCUCAGCUGUUUGCGAACACAUCACACGAGCAAUAUGUAAAGCAGAUUAAGAUACAAGGCGCAAAGGCCGGUGAGUCAACCAAAGUUCUUCCAAAAUGUUCUUUCUUGAUUCAAGCAUUUAUUUGCGUGAUGGAGAAUGAAAAAUACGCAGACGUAGAUCUCCUCACGCGCACCUGUCACAUAAACGCGCUCAUGGAUACCAUGGUUACGAACAUCUGCUUUCACUACGGGGAGGAUGAGAAAGUCAAGGAGAAGCUUACACUUCCAUUGACCACGACCACGCUGACCAGACAGGUCAAACUGAAGAAGAAUGAAUAAAAUGGCACCUUGUUGGCAACAUAUUUACUUCGUCGUCAACCACCGUGCAAUCAAGACUGUAAUUGACGAUACUCAGCGAGUUAAACACAUGUUAAUCCUUAGAACCAAAUUGAUAUUGUGAGCAAUGUCUAACUGGAUGACGUCAUCAGCAAUUACGCGAGUGUGUUCUUACGAAUGCAGUUUAGUGUCUUGCUGAUGGAUUACCACAUGGAAUUUUGUCAUUUUGAUGGGUGUGGAAAUAGAUAUAUUACCUCUGUAAAUUGGACCAUUGAAAAUAUUGUAAAAUUCACAAGAGACAGUGAGUGAGAUUUGAUGUGAAAUCAGUGACUGUGUGAACUGAGCAUUGCUGGCCAACUGCCUAGACUGAGCAUUGCUGGAGAACUGCAUAGACUGAGCACUUAGCCAGUACGAAGUAAAGAUUCACCGAAGUACAGGAUGUUGGACAUUUCAUUGUGUUAAUUGGGAGUAUUGUGGCUAUAAUUUUUAAACUAUUGCAAUGUUCAUGUGUACCGAUAUUUGCAUAAUUUAAUACAGAGAAACAUG